AGUGCCUUGGUGACGGUGCGCGACCUGGCCGCAGGGCCUGAACCAAGCGGCAUAGAGCCAAUCCCGGGGACCAUUGCGAGGCGCGGAAGAAUCUCACGCAGGCGCCUCCCCUUCCUGUGGCGGGGAGGUGACCCAACAUCUCCCUCCGCGCGGCAAGCGGGUGGCCUGGGCUCGGCGGCGGCAGCGAGGAGCGGAGGGAGCCGGGCCGGGCCGGCCGGGAGACCCUUCCCCCUCCCCCGGCGGCGGGAUGUUCAAGAACACGUUCCAGAGCGGCUUCCUCUCCGUGCUGUACAGCAUCGGCAGCAAGCCCCUGCAGAUCUGGGACAAGAAGGUGCCGGGGGCUGGGGCUGGGAUCGGGGGCACCGGGGAGCUCCGGGGGCUGGGCCUGGGGGGGACCGGGCCUGGGGACGCGGGGGCUGGGCCCCUGCAGAUCUGGGACAAGAAGGUGCGGAAUGGCCAUAUCAAAAGAAUCACCGAUAACGAUAUCCAGUCACUGGUGCUGGAGAUUGAAGGAACAAACGUCAGUACCACGUACAUCACCUGCCCUGCUGACCCAAAGAAGACACUGGGCAUCAAACUGCCCUUCCUGGUGAUGAUCAUUAAGAACCUAAAGAAAUACUUCACCUUUGAAGUGCAGGUCUUGGAUGAUAAGAACGUGCGCAGGCGCUUCCGGGCAAGUAACUACCAGAGCACAACCCGGGUGAAGCCCUUCAUCUGCACCAUGCCCAUGCGGCUGGAUGACGGCUGGAACCAAAUUCAGUUCAACCUGUCCGAUUUCACACGCCGCGCCUAUGGCACGAACUACAUCGAGACCCUAAGGGUCCAGAUCCAUGCGAACUGUCGCAUCCGGAGGGUGUAUUUCUCUGACAGACUCUACUCGGAGGAUGAGCUUCCAGCGGAGUUCAAGCUGUACCUCCCCGUUCAGAACAAGGCCAAGCAAUAAACUGCAUUGGAAAGAAACACGAGGAACGCGCCAUGGCUCGGUAUGAACAUGAAGGCAGGUGGAGGAGAAUGUCCUAAUGAAACACAAUUAGCUAAAUUCACUCUGCAUAGGGUAACUAUUGAAUAAUUUGGUAUCCCUUAUCUGGGCAGGACACAACUAACCAUGUAAUAAUACUGGAAUUGCAUUGUACACCCAUAGGUAGCACCGAAUCAGAGUAUUUAUCUGGCUGUUCCUAAAAGCGGAGUCUAAACACUGCGAGUGACGCGGUACCUAAUUUUUGCCUCGCUUGGGGAAAUUACCAAGUCAAUGAGAGUAGCGUGUCUGAAGAGAGGAUCUGGUGUGGAAUUACAGGGUUAAGUGUGCCCUCUCAAAGAUACCAAUGUGUUUUUCCUUUCCUGGUUUUCCAUCUUUAUUUUAUAUGUGCUCUAAAUAUGGAUGUAAUACUCACACUUUGAAAGUUAUUAAACAUUUGAUUCUGUUUGUAA
Molecule: messenger RNA, 1428 nt
Organism: Malaclemys terrapin pileata
Lineage: Eukaryota; Metazoa; Chordata; Testudines; Emydidae
Gene: CFAP20
Product: cilia and flagella associated protein 20
Exons: 6
Coding region: 248-943 (231 amino acids)
Biological process (GO): cilium assembly; regulation of cilium beat frequency involved in ciliary motility; positive regulation of cell motility
Cellular component (GO): motile cilium; ciliary basal body
Source: RefSeq, a predicted model, not a curated record